CGCGAGUUUGGUUGAGUCGUCUUAUGAUAAUCUCAUCGCGAUCCAAGUAGCAAGCAUUUUGACAUAGCUACCAGUAGUACAUCCUACGUGCUUAAAGAAAGAGCAAGCACAGAAAAGAUGGAACAAGGUACUACAGAACCAACGACGCCAUUGAUGGAUUCAUGGGCAAAGCAAGAAGGGCUGAACAACGAGACAGGAGCAGGAGUUAUGCGAUUUAUUGUGAAAAUACAUGACUAGUGGUCUGACCCUCCCUUUGAUUGCCUAGAACGUGCGGCGCUGUAGAUGGGUUCUCCCUGAAGGGAGUACUCUCAUCUCAUCUGCACCGUAGUUGCAUUUUUUGAUCGUCUGAACUGGACAAGGUUGUUGGAAACGUAGAGCCAGCAGCGUAGGAGAGCAUACUACUAAAGAAUCGAUUUUUGUGAUCAAUGACGAUGACUCUUCUGAUCAACGACGAUGCCCUCUCUAACUCUUUUCCGGCAGACGGACAGAACCUGGCAGAAGUACACGGUGCGGUUGACGUCACCGAGGAGGAGGGCGUGGACUUGGACUAUGCUGAUGAAGAAGAUGAGUUUCUAUCCGAAGACGGUACGGGGAAUGAUAACGGUAAGCGUUCUUGUGGUGUUGAAAACCUAUGAGCGAGUUUCAUUCCCUGAGAAUCACAUGGACAUGUAUCACGCAGCUCAGAAUUUUUGUUUACUUCGCGAUAAUAUAAUAUCUGUUAAAUCUUGAUGUGUUCAAUGCAAAUUUAUUUGUCGAAUGUCAUCCUUCGGUAGACUUGUAGAUGAAAAUAUUCACUUGUGGUUUCUAGUUCUUUUUAGCACAUCGAGGUAGAAACGAGCCACUACAUCAAUGUAAGUACCAACCUCCAGCUUGGCUGUAUGUCCUGUCUCUGCUUGUAAUGACGUCGGUGAAUUUGUUGAUCGGGAUCCUCACAUUGGUUUGUGUGUGCCAAUUGUCAGCGCAACAGGCUGCAGAAGGAGAAGGCGGGCAUCUCGUGGUGCUUCCGAGUACUUUUUUACACACUUUUUGCUUCUGAUCUUAAUAUAAGGAGCCUAGAUUUGGAAGAUGCAAGUGCAGCAACGUUUUUAUGCCAUAUUCCAUAAUAUGGGUAAUGUUACUGGUAGAUAUCAAUCAGCUACUAAUUCUUGGAAAAAGCGAGAAAUGUGUAUGUAAUUUUCCGUCGUCUUGCUCCCUUCAUCUAGUGUAAGUUUUAGAUAUUACUUAGAUCAUGAGAAUAUUUUCGUACGCUGCCACGCAUCCAUGUAACAGAUGGAAUCGCACUAUGACGAGCAUGUUAAUCUAAAUAUACCUUAUGUGUUCGUAAGAAUCAUGGUACUCUUUUCCUGUGGUUCUACUCGAACCGAAGUGGUCCCUGCUGGUGCGGCCUGGCUGCGAGCAAGUGGACCCUCACCUUGAACCUUGAACCUUUUCUGUAUGUAAGAAUCAUGAUACUUACUCUUUCCCUACUUUUUCCUAAAAAUUGCUAGGCGAACGUCCGAAAAAUGGCGCUAAAGUCGUGGCGGCAGCGGCCUCGUCCGGGUUUUUGGUCGUGUAGGAGGGGUUGGUCGCGGAGGGGGUGUGGCAGGGAGUGAUUCUUCGUGACGGACAUUCGUGAGUACCGAAGCAAGCGCGGCGUCGCCGCCCCUGUGUACCGCGGCAAGAGACACGUCACUAAUGCAUAGACAUCCAUAGCGAGCAAGAGGUUUUGGGAGUCCACGAGUCACCGCGGCAGCCAGUCUUCAUUUAAAUUUAGGCACCGCCUAAAUAUCGUGGACGGGUCUGUGUUCCGAGCCGCAUGGCCGGGCCCGAACUGCGAACAUGGAUGAAUGAGUGAGUAGUUUACUUUCGAUUGUCAAUUUAGAAGUGUCGCUAAUCAAUUUAGCACAGGCAAGCACUCUUCGGAUGAGCAGUACAAUCCAAAAGAUGAAAUGUGAGAUCAAAGAAGGUUACCGUUACUACGACUUUUGGUCGACUAGUUGUUGGUGGCAUCAAUAUUGUGGGAGCAUAUCGUUACCAGCACGGAGGCGUUUAUGAAGGAGACUUUGAUGCAGGGUCUCCUGUCUUGUCGCACAAGCUUUCGAUUUGUCAGUUUUUUGUUGAUAUUGUCCUUGCAUCCCUCUGUUUGGUCCUUAUUGACUCUCUGAUAUCAUGCAUGUGUAUAUCUAUCUUGCACUUACUUCAUUGGAAUUCCCGCUACUAACCCACGUUGAGCGCAUACUUGAUCCAAGAACUUCACCCCAAUACUUCCUUGCACCAUUAUUCUUGCACCUAGCUAAUAUUCGUUGUUUGUUAGGUAUUUCUCUCAGUCGCUUGAUGUAUUUGAUUAUCCAUACCUGUUUGGAACUUCUAAGAAAUUCAAAUUUAUAUUCGUGUUCAUCCCAUGACCUAUUGUAUUAGAGUAUCCAGUUGGACGACAAGGAAAAGGAAAUAUCCCCAUUGAUUUUUCUUUUAUGGAGUUUGAGUUAGCAUCAUAGCGGGUGACCUAGGCUCAGAAUUUUUUACAUUGAACACAUCGUACAUGAUCACGUAGGAAAAAUCCGAAUUAAUUAUUCUAUGUAUUGUGAGCAGCACUUGAUAACUUUGAGAGAAAAUUAUUUCCCGGAAUACCAAUUCUUCCCGCAACAGACCAGAAAUAGUUUUCAC
This is a messenger RNA of Amoebophrya sp. A25, 2643 nucleotides long. Lineage: Eukaryota; Dinophyceae; Syndiniales; Amoebophryaceae. The record is from the annotation of a GenBank genome assembly.